CAACAGGAGAUGAGUAUUAACGCUGUCACAAUAUAGAAACAUACCCAGAUUUUUAAUUUCACCCACAACUGAGAUAAAGUUGGAAAGAUGACAAAAUAACUAGAUUAUUUUCUUAUUUUUUCACUUCAUCAGAAGCAGUGACGCUACAUCUGUAUCCCGCACAUAUUUGUGUGACUUCCUUGAGACAGCUGACUGCAAGUGUCGAGCCUCCAGAUAUCGUUUAUUUGGCUGCUAUGGCGAAUAGCCUCCUCUUCAAGUUGUUUCGCCCUCCCGUGUUCACACAGCUUGCGUCCCUCCGGUCGAGCUACGUAUUUUGGGGGAAGCCGGCGGCGGCAGGGACUAGACGCUUCUCCACCGAGCCUCCUCCUGAGACAAUCAGCCGCUAUCCAAUACCUUACAAGAAAGACCUGCCUUAUGAUAUAGUGGAGCUGAUGGAAGAAGUGGAGUCAAAGGGAGGCUUUUUGCCUAAUGUCUUCAAAGUCCUCUCUCAUAGACCGGCAGAGUUCAGAGCUUUCUUCGCUUACUACAAUGAACUAAUGAACAAAGAGACAGGCAGAUUAAGCAAAGCAGAUCGUGAGCUGAUUGUAGUGGCCACCAGUGCCCACAAUAAGUGUCUUUACUGCGUGGUAUCCCACAGUGCACUGCACCGCAUCUACUCAAAGAAAGCCACUCUUUCUGACCAGGUUGCUGUUAACUACGAGAAUGCAGAGCUGGGACCUCGGGAGCGUGCCAUGCUGGACUUCGCAAUGGCUGUGUGUCGCUGCGACACCAUCACAGAGCAGCACUUCAAGUCCUUGGAGGAAGUAGGCUUUGACCGUGAAGAUGCCUGGGACGUCGCUGCCAUUGCUGCUUUCUUUGCCAUGUCCAACAGGCUCGCCCACCUCACUGACAUGAGGCCAAACCUAGAAUUUUAUAAUAUGGGCCGCUUACCACGAGACAAGAGCAAGGACAAGGCAGAGGGAGAGUGAAAAGGGAUUAAUGUUACAAAGUGCCUCAGUUGCAUUUUAUAUGUUUGUCUCCCUCUGAUGUGUAAACAAUCUGAUAUUUUCUAAUAUGUCUUGAUGUGAAGUGCAAUAUCAGAUCUAUAGAUUUGCAACCUGAAGGCAAGUACAUUUGAAAGUUCAUAUUGAUCAAUGUUUCCCAAGAUUAUAAACAAACACUACAGUAGCUUGACUGAGCCAGUGUUGUCAUGGAAUAUGAUAGAAUGACUAUUUUGUUUUUGGGCUGGCAUUUUUAUUGGUCACAUAAUGUAAAUUGGUUGAUAUCAUGUCCAAACAUAAUCGUUAUAUCUUUUUUGUUUACAUUGAAAUUUUACAUUUUAGGUGGUAGUGUUUAUUUGACACGUUAUCUUUAUUGUUUUCAAUUAACAAAAUACUAUAGUUGUUCUUUGGUUUCCAUCAAAAGGGUUAGUUUGAUUAUUGAAGUCUAUGAAAAAUAAACAUGUAAAACUCAGAAAACAAAACUUUAUUUCCUUGUUCAGCAGUUGAAAGUACUCUUUUUUCAAUGUGUUGCUUAAUCUGACUGUUACUCUCUCUGCCAACAAGAUUGUAUAAGUCACUCUUUGUUCACAAUAAUGUAAGACUAUGUGCUUAAGUUUGUCUUCUCAAUAAACUGCAUUUUUCUUUCUACAAGUA
Scomber scombrus (Atlantic mackerel) is the source of this 1634-nucleotide messenger RNA. RefSeq lists its product as uncharacterized. The transcript has 5 exons. Bases 234 to 968 code for a protein of 244 amino acids. NCBI's taxonomy places the organism in Eukaryota, Metazoa, Chordata, Actinopteri, Scombriformes, Scombridae. The record is from RefSeq and is a predicted model, not a curated record. Gene Ontology annotation, molecular function: peroxiredoxin activity.